UACAUCUAGAAAAGGUGAAGGGACGAGGUACAAACAGCAGCAGAGAGUAAAAAGUGAAAAAGGACGGUCUCUGCAAUGGCGUCCAGUCUGAUUCCUGGAUGUCAGGUGAUGAGUGAUCUCCUGACAAUUCGUGAGAAAGGUGUCAUCUCGACUCUGCUCCAACCCCAGCAUGAGCUGAUCAAAAGUACAGUAGCGCAGGUUCUAGUGGCUAAAGAGAACCAGGAUGGGGGUCCAGGCUGGAGUUGUUUGGAUUGCGGAGUGGUGUGUCUCAUCGAAGAUCAGUCUGUGCACUCUUACUUCCUGCAUCUCUAUUGUGUCAAGCGAGCCAAGUUACUGUGGGAGCAGGAGAUUUACAUCCCAUUCGAGUACACCGCAACUAAUGCGUUCUUCCACACUUUCCCUGCAGAUAGCCACCAGGCAGGCUUCAACUUUGCAAAUGAGGCAGAGGCAGAGGAAUUUCAUCUGGCGGUGAAGGCUGUCCAAAGAAAGCAAGAAAAGAUGAAAGGGAUGAUUCAAAUGACAAACAUUGAUAAAAAGGACAACUCAACAUGUGACCUAGCAGCUCCAGGAGUGAAACCAGCGGAUGCACCAUCUACAACAGUUACACCAACAGCUAUUUCAGAUCUGGACCCCACUAUGAGAAAGCUGUUGAUGCGAGCACAACUCACUAAAGAGGAUCUGAAAGACAAAGACAUCGCCGAGGCUGUUGACUGCAUCAUCAACCAGUUUGGAGGACUGAAGGCAGUGCAGAGAGAGUUGAGGAGCAGAGGCCCGGCCUCUCAGACAUUACCAAAAGGUGCAAGGGUGUCCCUCUCCCUUGCUCUGAAAAAAGGGCCUUUGCCACCGCCACCCAUUAAGAGCAGCACCACCUUCCAGCAGACACCUCAGGGCACUGACACACAAGACCAGAGUCCUCUUGCUGCUUGGAUUCCUCCUCCUAAAUCUGCUCCUCCUCCAGUUCCAGAGAGGAUCAGAAAGAGUGCAAGUUUCAAAUAUGUGGGUUCUCCAACAGCUUCAGGUAGAAGUGAGCAGAUCCUGUCUGCACUGAGAGAAGUUUUCAAACAAAAGCAGCUGCUCCAGCGAAGCUCAAGAGAAGAAGGAAAUCAAAUGGAGCCGGAUAGUAACAAAGAGGAACAACGAUAAGAAGCAUCAAACUGCUGGAAAACAUGUUUUUAAAUAUGCAGCGUAUGAUACGCUCAUUAAACAUCUGUGAUACAUCUGAGUUGGGGUUUUUUUGUUGUUGUUGUUGCUGUUUUUUCUUACAAAAGGAAAUGGCUGGAUUAAUCUGUUAUGGGGCCCUGGGGCAAAAAUGUACAGUUUUGCCCCUGUUGACACCCCCGUUCACACAUUUUGAUGUUUCUACACUUUAAUCUUAAGUGUAGUUUCUAAGUUUGCUGCUCCUAUUGUUCUAUGCUUGUUUUUAUUGCUUUGUUUUAGUUUGUGUUUUUUAUGUACUGCACAAUGGCCCUGGGGGCAUUAUAUUUCAUUCCUGCUUUUUGCAUAACCUGUGAGGAGAAGAAUGACAAUAAACUUGAA
Messenger RNA from Thunnus maccoyii (southern bluefin tuna), 1536 nucleotides. Its product is annotated as neural Wiskott-Aldrich syndrome protein. NCBI's taxonomy places the organism in Eukaryota, Metazoa, Chordata, Actinopteri, Scombriformes, Scombridae. Bases 76 to 1143 code for a protein of 355 amino acids. Gene Ontology annotation, biological process: actin filament organization. The transcript is spliced from 9 exons. The record is from RefSeq and is a predicted model, not a curated record.